AUGGGAAAAUUGCCCCCUACAUUAGAGGUCAUUAGGAAAAUGCUCCCCUUACAUUGGAGAUCACUGGGAAGAAUGCUCCUUACAUUGGUGGUCAGCGGGAAGAAAGUUACUUACGUUGGUGGUCAGUGGAAAGAAUGCCACUUACAUUGGAGGUCAGUGGGAAGAAUGCCCCUUCCUUUGGAGGUCAGUAGGAAGAAUGCCCCUUGCUUUGGAGGUCAGUAGGAAGAAUGCCCCUUGCUUUGGAGGUCAGUAGGAAGAAUGCCCCUUGCUUUGGAGGUCAGUGGGAAGAAUGUCCCUUGCACUGGAGGUCAUUGGGAAACAUGCCUUUUGCAUUAGAGGUCAGUGGGAAGAAUGCCCCUUGCAUUGGUGGUCAGUGGGAAGAAUGCCCCUUGCAUUGGUGGUCAGUGGGAAGAAUGCCCCUUGCAUUGGUGGUCAGUGGGGAGAAUACCCCUUGCAUUGGUGGUCAUUGGAAAUAAUGUCCCUUGCAUUGGUGGUCAUUGGAAAUAAUGUCCCUUGCAUUGGUGGUCAUUGGAAAGAAUGUCCCUUGCAUUGGUGGUCAGUGGGAAGAAUGUCCCUUGCAUUGGUGGUCAGUGGGAAGAAUGGCCCUUGCAUUGGUGGUCAUUGGAAAGAAUGGCCCUUGCAUUGGUGGUCAGUGGGAAGAAUGGCCCCAGCAUUGGUGGUCAGUGUGAAGAAUGGCCCUUGC
Messenger RNA from Staurois parvus, 703 nucleotides. The record is from the annotation of a GenBank genome assembly. Lineage: Eukaryota; Metazoa; Chordata; Amphibia; Anura; Ranidae.